Molecule: messenger RNA, 22206 nt
Organism: Mizuhopecten yessoensis (Yesso scallop)
Lineage: Eukaryota; Metazoa; Mollusca; Bivalvia; Pectinida; Pectinidae
Product: mucin-17-like
Exons: 8
Coding region: 1-22206 (7401 amino acids)
Source: RefSeq, a predicted model, not a curated record
AUGGCUCCACCCCGUGGCAUGACAUCAAAUACUGAACCAGCAAGCUCAACGCCUGAAACAACAACACAUUCUAUGGGUGGCAUGAUGGCUUCACCCCGUGUCAUGACAUCAAAUACUGAACCAGCAAGCUCAACGCCUGAAACAGCAACACAUUCUAUGGGUGGCAUGAUGGCGCCACCCCGUGGCAUGACGUCCAACACUAUACCAGCAAGCUCAACGCCUGAAACAACAACACAUUUUAUGGGUGGCAUGAUGGCUCCACCCCGUGUCAUGACGUCAAAUACUGAACCAGCAAGCUCAACGUUUCAAACGACUACACAUUCUAUGGGUGGCAUGAUGGCUCCACCCCGUGGCAUGACGUCAAACACUGAUACAUCAAGCUCAACGCCUCCAACGACUACACAUUCUAUGGGUGGCAUGAUGGCUCCACCCCGUGUCAUGACAUCAAAUACUGAACCAGCAAGCUCAACGCCUGAAACAACAACACAUUAUAUGGGUGGCAUGAUGGCGCCACCCCGUGGCAUGACGUCCAACACUGAACCAGCAAGUUCAACGCCUGAAACAACAACACAUUCUGUGGGUGGCAUGAUGGCUCCACCCCGUGUCACGACGUCAAACACUGAACCAGCAAGCUCAACGCUUCAAACGACUACACAUUCUAUGGGUGGCAUGAUGGCUCCACCCCAAGGUAUGACGUCAAACACUGAUAAAGCAAGCUCAACGCCUCAAACUACAACACAUUCUAUGGGUGGCAUGAUGGCUCCACCCCAAGGUAUGACGUCAAACACUGAUACAGCAAGCUCAACGCUUCAAACGACUACACAUUCUAUGGGUAGCAUGAUGGCUCCAACCCAAGGUAUGACGUCAAAUACUGAACCAGCAAGCUCAACGCCUGAAACAACAACACAUUCUAUGGGUGGCAUGAUGGCUCCACCCCAAGGUAUGACGUCAAAUACUGAACCAGCAAGCUCAACGCCUCAAACGACAACACAUUCUAUGGGUGGCAUGAUGGCUCCACCCCAAGCAAGCUCAACGCCUCAAACGACUACACAUUCUAUGGGUGGCAUGAUGGCUCCACCCCGGGGCAUGGCGUCAAAUACUGAACCAGCAAGCUCAACGCCUCAAACCACUACACAUUCUAUGGGUGGCAUGAUGGAUCCAACCCGUGACAUGACGUCAAAUACUGAACCAGCAAGCUCAACGCCUCCAAUGACUACACAUUCUAUGGGUGGCAUGAUGGCUCCACCCCGUGACAUGACGUCAAAUACUGAUACAGUAAGCUCAACGCCUCAAACGACUACACAUUCUAUGGGUGGCAUGAUGGCUCCACCCCAAGGUAUGAUGUCAAACACUGAUACAGCAAGCUCAACGCUUCAAGCGACCAUCCAUUCUGUCGGUGGCAUGAUGGCUCCAACCCGUGUCAUGACGUCAAAUACUGAUGCAACAAGCUCUGCGUCUCAUACGACUACACAUUCUAUGGGUGGCAUGAUGGCUCCAACCCAAGGUAUUACAUCAAACACUGAUUCAACAAGUUCAACGUCUCAAACCACUACACAUUCUAUGGGUGACAUAAUUGCUCCACCCGGUGACAUGACGUCAAAUACUGAUACAGCAAGCUCAACGCUUCAAACGACUACACAUUCUAUGGGUGGCAUGAUGGCUCCAACCCGUGGCAUGACAUCAAACACUGAUGGAUCAAGCUCAACGCCUCAAACCACUACACAUUCUAUGGGUGACAUAAUUGCUCCACCCGGUGACAUGACGUCAAAUACUGAAACAGCAAGCUCAACACCUCAAACGACUACACAUUCUAUGGGUGGCAUGAUGGCUCCAACCCGUGUCAUGACGUCAAAUACUGAUACAGCAAGCUCAGCGUCUCAAACACUUACACAUCCUAUGGGUGGCAUGAUGGCUCCACCCCAAGGUAUGACGUCAAAUACUGAAACAGCAAGCUCAACGCUUCAAACGACUACCCAUUCUGUCGGUGGCAUGAUGGCUCCCUUCCGUGGUAUGACGUCAAAUAAUGAUACAGGAAGUUCAACUACUGAAGCUUCCUCCUCUACCACUGAUAUAUCUACAGUGACCACCAAUACUUCCAAAUAUACUACUGAAGCUUCCUCCUCUACCACUGAUAUAUCUACAGUGACCACCAAUACUUCCAAAUAUACUACUGAAGCUUCCUCCUCUACCCCUGAUAUAUCUACAGUGACAACCAAUGCUUCCAGAUAUACUACUGAAGCUUCCUCCUCUACCACUGAUAUAUCUACACUGACCACCAAUACUUCCAAAUAUACUACUGAUGCGUCUACAUCUAUUCCUUUUGAUUCAACAGGUGCGACGGGAGACACUAUAUCAAACCCUAGAUUUGCUGCAACUCAGGCUACUUCGUCAUCCGACGAUUCCCGAUAUGCCACCAGUGCAUCAGCUACACAUUCUAUGGGUGGUAUGAUGUCACCAACUCAUGCCACAACCUCGGCAACUGAUACCACAACACCGGCAACUGAUACCACAACCUCGGUAACUGCAGCAGUAACGCAUUCUAUGGGUGGUAUGAUGUCUCCAACUCAUGCCACAGCCUCAGCCACUGAUACCACAACCUCGGCAACUGCAGCAAUAACGCAUUCUAUGGGUGGAAUGAUGUCUCCAACUCAUGCCACAACCUCAGCCACUGAUACCACAACCUCGGCAACUGCAGCAAUAACGCAUUCUAUAGGUGGAAUGAUGUCGCCAACUCAUGCCACGACCUCAACCGUUGAAACCACAACCUCGGCAACUGCAGAAAAAACGCAUUCUAUGGAUCCCAUGAUGUCUCCUACUGAUGCUACGAUCCCAAACAUUGAUGUUUCAACUUCCACCGCUGAAACAACUAAAUCUGCCACUGAUUUGUCAACAUCAUACAAUGAGGUUGCUUUAUCCACCUCUGAAGCUACUACAUCUUCCACAAAUGUCUCAACGUUUACCAGUGAAGAUACUUCAACCACAACAGAUGUUUCUAAUUCUACCAAUGAUGCUGAGUUUACCAAUGAGACUGAAUUUUCUGCCGAAAAAUCAUUUACCACCGAGGUUUCGUCAACUACUGAAGCUUCAUCUAUCUCCGAAUAUUCGUCAACUACUGAAGCUGUAGCUACCAACGAGUUUUCGUCAACUUCUGAAACUACAUCCUCUACCACUGAUGUAUCUACAUUAACCACCAAUACAUUUAAAUAUACUUCUGAUGCGUCUACAUCUAUUCCUUUUGAUUCAACAGGUGCGACGGAAGACACCAUAUCAACCCCUAAAUUUUCUCCAACUCAGGCUACUGCGUCAUCCGACGACUCCCGAUUUGCGACCAGUGCGUCAGCUACGCAUUCUAUGGGUGGUAUGAUGUCUCCAACUCAUGCCACAACCUCAGCCACUGAUACCACAACCUCGGCAACUGCAGCAAUAACGCAUUCUAUGGGUGGUAUGAUGUCUCCACCCCAUGCCACAACCUCAGCCACUGAUACCACAACCUCGGCAACUGCAGCAAUAACGCAUUCUAUAGGUGGAAUGAUGUCUCCAACUCAUGCCACGACCUCAACCGUUGAAACCACAACCUCGGUAACUGCAGCAAAAACGCAUUCUAUGGAUCCCAUGAUGUAUCCCACUGAUGCCACGAUCUCAAACACUGAUGUCCCAACUUCCACCGCUAAAGCAACUAUUCCUGCCAUUGAAUUGUCUCCAUCUGUUACGGAGGUUGCCACUGAAGCUACUUCAUCUUCUGCUUAUGUUUCUUCAUUUACCAGUGAAGAUACUUCAACAACAACAGAUGAUUCCAAUUCUACCACUAUCGCAUCAUUUACCAAUGAGAAUGAAUCUGCCGCUGAAGAUACAUUUACAUCCGAGGUUUCGUCUACUAUAGAACCUACAUAUAAUACUGAUGUUUCGUCAACUGCCGAAGCUACAUCCUCUACCACUGAUUUAUCUACAUUAACCACCAAUACUUCCAAAUAUACCACUGACUCGUCUACGUCUAUUCCUUUUGAUUCAUCAGCUGCAGCGGAAGAUACAACAGCAACCCCUGAAAUUCAACCCACUCAUGCUACUCCUUCUUCCGAUGAUGCCCAAAUUGCCACUACUGCAACCACUACACAUUCUAUGGGUGGUAUGAUGUCGCCAACUCAUGCCACAACCUCGGCAACUGAUACCAUAACCUCAGCCACUGAUACCACAACCUCGGCAACUGCAGCAAUAACGCAUUCCAUGGGUCCCAUGACGUCUCCCACUGAUGCCACGAUCCCAAACAUUGAUGUUUCAACUUCCACCGCUGAGACAACUAAAUCUGCCACUAAUUUGUCAACAUCAUACAAUGAGGUUGCUUUAUCUACCUCUGAAGCUACUUCAUCUUCCACAAAUGUCUAUCCGUUUACCAGUGAAGAAAUUUCAACCACAACAGAUGUUUCUAAUUCUACCAAUGAUGCCGAGUUUACCAAUGAGAUUGAAUUUUCCGCCGAAGAAUCAUUUGCCACCGAGGUGUCGUCAACUACUGAAGCUACAUCUAUCUCCGAAUAUUCGUCAACUACUGAAGCUGUAGCUACCAACGAGUUUUCGUCAACUUCUGAAACUACAUCCUCUACCAUUGAUGUAUCUACAUUAACCACCAGUACAUCCAAAUAUACUACUGAUGAGUCUACAUCUAUUCCUUUUGGUUCAACAGGUGCGACGGAAGACACUAUAUCAACCCCUAAAUUUUCUCCAACUCAGGAUACUGCGUCAUCCGACGACUCCCGAUUUGCAACCAGUGCAUCAGAUACGCAUUCUAUGGGUGGUAUGAUGUCUCCAACUCAUGCCACAACCUCAGCCACUGAUACCACAACCUCGGCAACUGCAACAAAAACGCAUUCUAUAGGUGGAAUGAUGUCUCCAACUCAUGCCACGACCUCAACCGUUGAAACCACAACCUCGGCAACUGCAGCAAAAACGCAUUCUAUGGAUCCCAUGAUGUAUCCCACUGAUGCCACGAUCUCAAACAUUGAUGUCUCAACUUCCACCGCUAAAGCAACUAUUCCUGCCAUUGAAUUGUCUCCAUCUGUUACGGAGGUUGCCACUGAAGCUACUUCAUCUUCUGCUUAUGUUUCUUCAUUUACCAGUGAAGAUACUUCAACAACAACAGAUGAUUCCAAUUCUACCACUAUCGCAUCAUUUACCAAUGAGAAUGAAUCUGCCGCUGAAGAUACAUUUACAUCCGAGGUUUCGUCUACUACAGAACCUACAUAUAUUACUGAUGUUUCGUCAACUGCCGAAACUACAUCCUCUACCACUGAUUUAUCUACAUUAACCACCAAUACUUCCAAGUAUACCACUGAAUCGUCUACGUCUGUUCCUUUUGAUUCAUCAGCUGCAGAGGAAGAUACAACAACAACCCCUGAAAUUCAACCCACUCAUGCUACUCCUUCUUCCGAUGAUGCCCAAAUUGCCACUACUGCAACCACUACACAUUCUAUGGGUGGCAUGUUGUCUAAAACUCAUGCCACGACUUCAGCCACUGUUACCAUAACCUCGGCCAUUGCAGCAAAAACGCAUUCUAUAGGAGGGAUAAUGUCUCCCAAUGAUGUCACGACCUCAAUCACUGAUGCCUCAACUUCCACCGAUGAAACAACUAUAUCUGCCACUGAUUUGUCCACAUCAUAUAAUGAAAUUACUUUAUCUACCCCUGAAGCUCCUACAUCUUCCACAAAUGCCUCUCCGUUUACAAGUGAAGAUACUUCAACCACAAUCGAUGUUUCUAAUUCUACCACUAACGCCGCGUUUACCAAUGAGACUGAACCUUCCGAAGAAGAAUCAUUUACAACUGAGGUUUCGUCAACUGCUAAAACUUCAUCUAUCUCCGCAUAUUCGUCAACUACUGAAGCUGCAUCUGCCGCAGAAGUUUCGUUUACUACUAAAGACACAUCGAUCACCGAAGUUUUGUCAAUUUCUAAAGUUACAUCUAUCUUCGAAGAUUCAUCAACUAUUGAAGCUGUAGCUACCAACGAGUUUUCGUCGACUACUGAAGCUACAUACUCUACCACUGAUGUAUCUACAUUAACUACGAAUACAUCCAAAUAUACAACUGAUUCAACAGGUGCGCCGGAAGAAACUAUAUCAACCCCUAAAUUUUCUCCAACUCGUGCUACUUCGUCAUCCGGAGAUUCCCGAUUUGCGAACAGUGCAUCAGCUACGCAUCCUUUGGGUGGUUUGAUGUCUCCAACUCAUACCACAACCUCAGCCACUGAUACCACAACCUCUGCAAAUGCAGCAACAACGCAUUCUAUGAAUGCCAUGAUGUCUCCCACUGAUGCCACGAUCUCAAACAUUGAUGUUUCAACUUUCACCGCUGAAACAACUGAAUCUGCCAAUGAUUUGUCAGCAUCAUAUAAUGAGGUUGCUUUAUCUACCUCUGAAGCUACUUCAUCUUCCGCAAAUGUCUCUCCGUUUACCAGUGAAGAUACUUCAACCACAAUCGAUGUUUCUAAUUCUACCACUAACGCCGCGCUUACCAAUGAGACUGAAUCUUCCGCCGAAGAAUCAUUUAGCACCGAGGUUUCGUCAACCACUGAAGCUUCAUCUAUCUCCGAAGUUUCGUCAAUUACUGAAGCUACAUCUUCUACCACUGAUAUAUCUACAUUAACCAUCAGUACUUCCAACUAUACUACAGAUGCGUCUACAUCUAUUCCUUUCGAUUCAACAGGUCCGACGAAAGACACUAUAUCAACUCCUGGAAUUCAACCAACUCAUGCUACUCCUUCUUCCGAUGAUGCCAAAAUUGCCACCACUGCAUCAGCUACGCAUUCAAUGGGUGGUAUGAUAUCUCCAACUCAUGCCACAACCUCAGUCACUGAUACCACCACCUCGACAACUGCAGCAAUAACGCAUCCUAUGGGUGGUAUGAUGUCUCCAACUCAUAUCACGACCUCAGCCACUGAUACCAUUACCUCAGUCACUGCAGCAAAUGUACAUUCUAUCGGGGGAACGACGUCUCCCACUGAUGCCACGACAUCAGCCGUUGAUACCACAACCUCCACCGCUGAAGCAACUGGAUAUCCCAGUAAAGCUACUGAAUCUUCUACUUAUGUCGCCUCAUUUACCAGUGAAGAUAAUUCAUCCAUAACAGAUUAUACUUCCUCCUUAAAUACAACCGAGUUUAAAUCUACCGCUGAAGAGACAUUUACCAUCGAGGUUUCGUCAUUUACUGAACCUACAUCUACAACCAAAAUUACGUCAACUAUCGAAAUUAAAUCAGCGACCGAAGUUUCGUCAACUAGUGAAGCUAACACAGAAAUCCCACCAAGUACUGAAGCUACAUCAUCUACCACAAUUAUGUCUACAUUAACCACCAAUACUUCUUCAUUUGAAACUGAUGCGUCUGCAUUUAUUACUUUUGAUUCAACACCUGCGACAGAAAAAUCUACAGUAACCGGUGAAUUUUCUCGAACUCAUGCCAAGUCUUCAAGUGAUGCCAAAAUUGCGUCAACUACAUCAACUACACAUUCUAUUGAUGGUAUGAUGUCUCCUACGCAUGCCACGGCUCCAGCCACUGCUACAACAACCUUUGCUACUGCAGCCAAAAAACAUUCAAUGGGUGGUAUGGUGUCUACCACUGAUGCUACGACCACAACAAUAGACACCACAACUUCUAUUGCUGGGGCAUCUUUAUAUGCCACUGAUUUGUCAACAUCUAUUACAGAAGUUUUUGUAUCUACCACUGAAGUUACUACAUCUUCCAAACAUGUGUCUCCGUUUACCAGCGACGAUACAUCAACUGCAACAACAGAUUUUUCUACUUCUCCCUUUAAAGCAACAUCUACCAAUGAUGAUAAAUCUACCACCGAAGAUAUAUUUACCACCAAUGAUUCAUUAAGUUCUGAACCAAUAUCUAGCACCGAAGUUUUGUCAACUACUGAAACUACACCCUCUACCACUGAUGAAUCUAAAUCAACCACCAAAACUUACAAAUAUACUGCCGAUACGUCCACAUUUAUUCCUUAUGAUUCAACGGAAGCUAUUACAGCAACCCCUGAAGUUUUCAACACCCAUACUACUUCGUCUUCCAUUGAUGCCCCAAUUGUCACUACUGCAUCAACUACGCAUGCUAUGAAUGGGAUGAUGUUUCCAACUCAUGCUACGACUUCAGUCACUGAUACUUCAACCUCGGCCACUGCUGCAACAACGCAUUUUAUGGUGGGCAUGAUGACUCCUACUCAUACAACGACCCCAGGAACUGGAAGAUCGAUUGCUACAACUGAGUCAUCUACGCAUUCUAUGGGCGGCAUGAUGUCUCCAAAUAUUGUCACUCCCCCGUCCAAAGAUUCAACAUAUGUCCCUACAUAUACGUCUGUUUUCUCCACAUUAAAGAUUGAUCUCCCCCAAUCUGCGACUGAUAAGUUUACACCUACGACUGAUGUAUUCACCUCUUCGACACCUAUCACCGAUGUCACUUUAUUUACAGUUGAUGACAGAACGCUGCUAACUGAUAGCACAAUUUCUACCAUUAAAAGCACCUCAACUCUUGUGAUGUUGUCUUCUACUCAGGCCAAACCUGCUACAGCUGAUUCAUCGUUAGCUUCUUCUGACACAAGGAUUUCUACCCCUAGGACAUCAGCAUCCAUCGCUGAGGAAUCGACCUCUUACACUGAGAAAGUAACAUCUUCUAUUAAGGAACCAACGUCCACCACUGACGCAUUGACAUCUACUGCUCAGGCACAAUCGUCCAUCACUGAGACAUCGACGCCUACUACUGAAACAAUGAAGUCUUCCACUGAUAAAUUGACAUCUGAGAUGCCGACGUCCACCACCGACACAUUGACGUCUUUAACUGGACAGCAAACGUCUUUUACUGGGACUAGGAUGUCUAUCAAUCAGGCAUCGUUGUCUUCCACAGAGACAGUGCAUUAUUCUACCGAGAAAACGAUGGGAGCGACGUCAACAACUGAAGUACAAUCUUUGAUGCCUGAGGGGGUUACGUCUUUCAAGGAGUCCACAAUGUUCAACACUGGGGCGCCGACGCCUUCCACUGACACAAUGGCAUCUUCAACUAAGGCAUUGUUGUCAUCCACUGAUGAACAAACAUUUUUCGCUGAGACCAUGACGUCUGUAAUGGAGACACUGACGUCUUCAAAUAAACCGCAAGUAUCUACCACUGAUGUGCAAUUAUCUUCUAGUAAUUUAUCGACAUAUACACCUGAGGUACCGACGUCUUCCACUGUUGCGCCGACGCAAAUCACCGAAUUACAGACAAUGACUCCUAUGUCAACGUCAGAGGCAAUUACUUCUUCCACUGAGUCAAUAACGUCUUCCACGUAUGAGCCGUCGUUUACCACCGAUACGACGGCGUCUUUCACCGAGACAAUAACUACGUCCGAUAAGGCACUACAGUCUUCCACUGAGGAACAAACGUCUUACACCGAGGCAUUGGUGUCUACGAUGAAUUCGCCGAUAUCAACCACAGUGUCAACAGGUGUAUCGACAUCUACCACUGAGAUAAUGACUACUUCCGUUGAGGCCCUGUCGACUACGAUAGAGACAAUGACGUCUAACAUAGAGGUACGUACAUCCACAACUGAGGCACUGACGUCUACCUCCAAGGUAUCGGUGUCUAUCACUGAGCCAACGGAGUAUACCAUUGAAGCAACAAUGUCGUCCACUGAGACACCAGAGUUAACCACCAAAGUAUCGGCGUCUACCACUGGGGCAUCGACGUCCAUCUAUGUGGCAACAGCGUCUUCUACUAAAGCAACGCCGUCUACCACUGAGACAGUAAAGUCAUCUACCACUGAGGCGUUGGCGUUUACCACUGAUGCAACGAUGUCUUCUUCUCAGACGCUUAAGACUUCUACCGAGUUUCCGAUAUCUUCCACUGAGGUAACGGCGUCCUCCGCUGAGGUGAUUGCGUCUACCACUGAAGCGUCAACAUUUACGGCUGAGACAAAGGCGCCCUCUCCUCAGACACUGACGUCUUCAACUGAGGCAACAUCGUCUGCUGCUGAGGCAUUGGUGUCUACCGCUGUGAUAAAAUCGUCUACAACUGAGAAUCCGACAUCUGCCACUAAGGCAACGGCCUCUUCUCAGACACUGAUGAUUUCAACUGAAGCAACGCCGUUUAUCACUGAGAAAUCAGCUUCUAACACUGAUACAUCGGCUUCUUUCACCGAUGUAUUGGCGUUUACGACCCAGGCAAAAGCAUCUGCUACUGACGCGCCGAUCACUACCAACGAUACCUCGACGUCAACCAUUGAAAUAACGGCAUCUUCCACGGAGGAAAUGUCGUCUACCUAUCAGGUAACGGCGUCUUCUUUUGAAUCAACUGAGGCAACAGCGUUUACUACUGAGGCAACGGCGUCUUCUCCCCUGACACGGAAGACUUCAACUGAGGAACCGGCGAAUUCCACUGAGAUGGAUUCUACCACUGCAGAAAUGACAUCUACUUUUGAGGCGAUAACGUCUACCUCUGAGUCUACUGCUUCUACCACUGAAGACAUGCUGUCUUCCGCUGAUGCAUUUGUGUCUCCCACUCAGGAGAUUGCGUUUACUUCUGAGAGAAUGGCGUCUACCACUGAGGCUACAUCUGCCCCUGAGACUACGGGUUACACAUCUGAGGCAUCGGCGUCUUCCACUGGUGUAACAGCAUCUUCUACUGAAGCAAUGGUGUCUUCAACUGUGGAAACGGCAUCUACCUCUGAGGCGAUGGCGUUUUACACUGAGGCAACGGCGUCUUCACCUCAGACGAAUACUUCAACUGAGAUACACGCGUAUUCCACUGAACUAACGGCGUCUUCUACCACUGAUGCAAUAACUUCUACCGCUGCGGUAACUUUCUCUUCUCAUCCGACACUGAUAAACGCAACUGAGGCAACGGCCUCUACCACUGAAGGAAUGGCGUCUACCUCUGAGUUAUUGGUGUCUUCGCCUGAAGCGAUGGCGUUUACCAAUGCGGGAAUGACGUCAACCAUUGAGACUACAACAUCUGCCACUGAGACAACGGCGUUUACCAAUCAGGUAACAGCGGCUUCCACUGAUUCAAUGGCAUAUACAAGUGUAACGCCGGGGUCUACUACUGAAACACCGGCGUUUACCACGGAGGCGAUGACGUCUACUACUGAGGGAUUGGCGUCUUUAUCUGAGACGAUAGCGUCUACAACUGAGGAGAUUACGUCUACCACUGAAUCAACGACAUAUUCAAAUGAGUCAACGGUAUCUUCUCAGAAACUGGUGACUUCAACUGAGGCAACGGCAUCUACCUCUGAGGCAUUUGUGUUAACCACUGAGGUAACGGCAUCUACAAGUGAGAGAAUUUCCUCGACCUCUGAGGCGAUGGCUUCUACCACUGAAGCAGCAACAUCUGCCACUGAGACAGCGGCGUCUUCUUCUCAGACAAUGGUGACUUCAACUAAGGCAACGACGUCUGCAACUGAGGAGUCGGCUUCUAUCUCUGAGGCAUCAGCGUUUACCACCGAGGCAAUAGCAUUUACUACUGACGCGCCGAUCUCUACCACUGAGACACCAACAUCAACCAUUAAAGUAGAAGCGUCUACAUUUCAGGUGAUGGCGUCUUUCACUGAUUCAAUGUCAUCUACAAGUGUAGCGCAGUGGUCUACUACUGAAACACCGGAGUAUACCACGAAGACAUCAGCGUCUUCCACCGAGGCGAUGACGUCUACCACUGAGGGAAUGGUGUUUUCAUCUGAGGCAAUGGCGUCUACCACUGAGGACAAUACGUCUACCACUGAAGCAACGACAUAUUCCACUGAGGCAACGGCGUCUACCUCUAAGGCAUUUAUGUUUACCACUAAGGAGAAGGCGUCCUCAAGUGAGAGAAUUACGUCGACUUCUGAGGUGAUUGUUUCUACCAUUGAAGCAGCAACUACUACAUCUGAGGUUACGUCGCCUUCUCAUCAGCCACUGAUGACUUCAAUGCAGGCAACGGCUUCUGUCUCUGAGGCAUCGGCGUUUACUACCGAGGCAAUAGUAUUUACUACUGACGCACCGAUCACUACCACUGACACACCAACACCAACCAUAGAAGUAUCGGCGUCUGCCAUUGAUUCAAUGUCAUCUACAAGUGAAACGCCGGAGUCUACUACUACUUCAACACCGGCGUAUUCCAUGGAUGCCUCAGCGUCUUCCACCGAGGCGAUGACGUCUACCACUGAGGUGAUGGCGUCUACCACUGAAGCUACAACAUCUACCACUGAGACAAAGUCGCCCUCUCCUCAGACACUGAUGUCUUCAACUGAAGCAAAGUCGUUUAUUAAUCAGGUUGCGACGUCUUUUACCAAUUCAAUGCCGUUUACAAGUGAAACGCCGGGGUCUACUUCAGAGGCAUCAACGUCUAACACCGAGGCGAUGACGUCUAUCACUGAGGAAAUUACGUCUACCACUGAUGAAUCGGCUUCUAUCACUGAGGCAUCGGCGUUUACCAAGGAAGCAAUUAUAUAUACCACUAGCGCGCCGAUCCCUACCACUGAGAUACCAACGUCAACCAUUGAAGUAACGGCGUCUACCACUGAUAUAAUGGCGUCUACAUUUCAGGUAAAGGCGUCUUCCACUGAAGCGAUGCUUUCUACUACUGAAACACGGGCGUAUACCACUAUGGCAUCGGCGUCUUCUACUGAGGGAAUACCUUCUUUCACUGAAGUAACGACAUCUUCCACUUUGGCAACGGCGUCUUCUCCUCAGACACUGAUGACUUCAACUGAAGCAGUGCCUUCUUUCAUUGAAACACACAGGUCUACCACUGCGACACCGGCGUAUACCACCGAGGCACAGGUGUCUACCACUGUGGUAUCAGUGUCAACAACUGAUGCAUCGGCACCCUCCACUGAGACACCAACUUCUACCGAUGAGGCGCCAAAGUCUACCACUGAAGCGCUGAAGUAUCCGACUGAGGCGCCGACGACGGCUGCUGAGGCCACAGUGUUUACUGGUGAGUCAUCAGCAUCAACUAUUGAGCCAACGGUGCUUCCAACUGAGGUAAAGCUGUUCACCACUCAGGUUACUGCUGCUACCGCAAUGGUACCGACAUUAACCCCCGAGGCACUGACAUCAACCACUGAGGCAACGGCGUCUUCUUUUCAGACACUAUCGACUACAACAGGAGCACCGGCGUCUUCGACUGAAAUAAUGGUGUCUGCUAAUAAAAUUACGGCGUUUUCCAAUGAAGCAAUGCCUUCUACCACUGAGACUCCAGCGUCUUCCACCAAGGUACAAGUGUCAUUCAACGAGGUAUCGGCGUUAAACAUCACAAAUGGAAUAACAUUUACAACUAAACCAGAGGAGUUUGCCACUAAGUCGUCGAUGUCUUCCACUGAGGCAACGUCUUGGACCACUGAGUUAACGGCGACUACCACCAGAGAAACGAUGUCUACAAUUGAAGUAACGGCUUCAAAUGCUAAUGCAUCGAAAUAUAUUACGGAAACACUCAUGCUUAAUUCUGAGGCACCGCCGACUUCCACUAAUGGAACGGUGUUUACUACGAAGGCAUCAACGACUACCACUGAGGUGCCGACAUUUGCCAUUGAAGCAACAGCACAAUCCACUAAGGCGAUGGCGUCGUCUAUGCAGACACUGACAACUUCAACUGAAGCAACCGCUAGUAAAACCGCACAUGCUAUGCCUUCAUCAAGUGCAUCAGUAUCAACAUCAGAAGAAGCCACGCCUACAUCAACAGCAGCCAAGCUCACAUCAGAAGAAGUCACUCAUGCAUCAGAAGAAGUCACGCCUACAUCAACAGCAGCCAAGCCCACAUCAGAAAAAGUCACUCAUGCAUCAGAAGAAGUCACGCCUACAUCAACAGCAGCCAAGCCCACAUCAGAAGAAGUCACUCAUGCAUCAGAAGAAGCCACGCCUACAGCGAAGGUUAUUGCACUUUUAUCAAAAACAGCCACGCCCACAUCGAAGGCUACCACGCCUAUAACAACAGCAACCACGCCUUCAUUUCAACCAGUUACGCUUACAUCAGAAAUCACCAAAACCAGGACGGAAAUUACUGCGACUGAAAAGCCAACAACCGACUUUACAACAAUAGCAACAUCGGCUGCCUCCAUUGCUUCUACGACAGAGGCCACAACACCAAAAGUCAUAACAACCCCGUCUACGACAGAGGCCACAACACCAAAAGUCAAAACAACCAUGUCUACGACAGAGGCCACAACACCAAGAGUUAUAACGAUCACGUCUACGCCAGAGGCCACAACACCAAAAGUCAUAACGACCACGUCUACGACAGAGGCCACAACACCGAGAGUUAUAACGACCUCGUCUACAACAGAGGCCACAACACCAAAAGUCAUAACGACCACGGCUACGACAGAGGCCACAACACCAAAAGUCAUAACACCCUCGUCUACGACAAAGGUCACAACACCAAAAGUCAUAACAACCACGUCUACGACAGAGGCCACAUCACAAAAAGUCAUAACGACCUCGUCUACGACAGAGGCCACAACACCAAAAGUCAUAACAAUCUCGUCUACGACAGAGGCCACCACACCAAAAGUCAUAACAACCACGUCUACGACAGAGGCCACAUCCCAAAAAGUCAUAACGACCUCGUAUACGACAGAGGCAACAACACCAAAAGUCAUAUCGCCCACGUCUACGACAAAGGCCACAUCACAAAAAGUCAUAACGCCCUCGUCUACGACAAAGGUCACAACACCAAAAGUCAUAACAACCUCGUCUGCGACAAAGGCCACAUCACCAAAAGUCAUAACAGCCUCGUCUACGACAGAGGCCAAAAAACCAAAAGUCAUAACGACCAUAUCUACGAAUAACAACCACGUCUACGACAGAGGUCACAACACCAAAAGUCAUAACACCCACGUCUACGACAGAGGCCACAGAACCAAAAGUCAUUACGAUCCCGUUUACUACAGAGGCAACAACACCAAAAGUCAUAUCGCCCACGUCUACGACAAAGGCCACAUCACAAAAAGUCAUAACAACCUCGUCUGCGACGAAGGCCACAACACCAAAAAGGCCACAACACCAAAAGUCAUAUCGACCACGUCUACGACAAAGGCCACAACACCAAAGGUCAUAACGACAUCGUCUACGACAGAGGCCACAACACCAAAAGUCAUAACGAUCCCGUCUACGUCAGAAGCCACACCACCAAAAUUCAUAACGAUCACGUCUACGACAGAGGCCACAGAACCAAAAGUCAUUACGAUCCCGUUUACUACAGAGGCAACAACACCAAAAGUCAUAUCGACCACGUCUACGACAGAGGCCACAACACCAAAAGUCAUAAAGACCUCGUCUACGACAGAGGCCACAUCACCAAAAGUCACAACGAUCUCGUCUACGACAACCGCCACAACACCAAAAGUCAUAACGACCCCGUCUACGACAGAGGACACAACACCAAAAGACAUAACGACCACAGGCCACAACACCAAAAGACAUAACGACCACGUCUACGACAGAGGCCACAACACAGUCAUAACGACCUCGUCUACGACAGAGGCCACAACACCAAAAGUCAUAACGACCACAUCUACGACAAAGGCCACAGAACCACAAGUCAUAACGAACACGUCUACUAGAGAGACCACAGAACCAAAAGUCAUAACGACCAUAUCUACGACAGAGGCCACAACACCAAAAGUCAUAACGACCACGUCUACGACAGAGGCCACAACACCAAGAGUCAUAACGACCACGUCUACGACAGAGGUCACAACACAAAAAGUCAUAACGACCAAGUCUACGACAGAGGCCAAAAUACCAACAAUCAUAACGACCUCGACUACGACAGAGGCCACAACACCACAAAUAAUAACGACCACGUCUAUGACAGAGGCCACAACACCAAGAGUUAUAACGACCUCGUCUACGACAGAGGCCACAACACCAAAAGUUAUAACGAUCUCGUCUACGACAGAGGCCACAACACCAAGAGCUAUAACGACUUCGUUUACGACAGAGGCCACAACACCAAAAGUCAUAACAACCACGUCUACGACAGAGGCCACAACACCAAGAGCUAUAACGACUUCGUUUACGACAGAGGCCACAACACCAAAAGUCAUAACAACCACGACUACGACAGAGGCCACAACACCAAAAGUCAUAGCGACCACGUCUACGACAGAGGCCACCACACCAAAAGUCAUAACGACCUCUACGACAGAGGCCACAACACCAAAAGUCAUAACAACCUCGCCUACGACAGAGGCCACAACACCAAAAGUCAUAACGACCUCGUCAACGACAGAGGCCACAACACCAAAAGUCAUAACGACCUCGUCAACGACAGAGGCCACAACACCAAAAGUCAUAACAACCUCGUCUACGACAGAGGCCACAACACCAAAACUCCUAACCACCACCUUUACGACAGAGGCCACAACACCAAAAGUCAUAACAACCUCGUCUACGACAGAGGCCACAACACCAAAAGUCAUAACGACCACGUCUACGACAGAGGCCACAACACCAAAAGUCAUAACGACCCCGUCUACGACAGAGGACACAACACCAAAAGACAUAACGACCACGUCUACGACAGAGGCCACAGCACCACAAAUCAUAUCGACCACGUCUACGACAGAGGCCACAACACCAAAAGUCAUAAAGAUCUCGUCUACGACAACUGCCACAACACCAAAAGCCAUAACCACCUCGUCUACGACAAAGGCCACAACACCAAAAGUCAUAACGACCACAUCUACGACAAAGGCCACAGAACCAACAGUCAUAACGAACACGUCUACUACAGAGGCCACAGAACCAAAAGUCAUAACGACCAUAUCUACGACAGAGGCCACAACACCAAAAGUCAUAACGACCUCGUCUACGACAGAGGCCACAACACCAAGAGUCAUAACGACCACGUCUACGACAGAGGCCACAUCACAAAAAGUCAUAACGACCAAGUCUACGACAGAGGCCAAAAUACCAACAAUCAUAACGACCUCGACCACGAGAGAGGCCACAACACCACAAAUAAUAACGACCACGUCUACGACAGAGGCCACAACACCAAGAGUUAUAACGACUUCGUUUACGACAGAGGCCACAACACCAAAAGUCAUAACAACCUCGUCUACGACAGAGGCCACAACACCAAGAGUUAUAACGACUUCGUUUACGACAAAGGCCACAACACCAAAAGUCAAAACAACCUCGCCUACGACAGAGGCCACAACACCAAAGGUCAUAACAACCACGUCUACGACAGAGGCCACAACACCAAAAGUCAUAACAACCUCCUCUACGACAGAGGACACAACGCCAAGAGUUAUAACGACCUCGUCUACGACAGAGACCAUAAUACCAAAAGUUAUAACGACUACGUCUACGACAGAGGCCACGACACCAAAAGUCAUAACACCCUCGUCUACGACAAAGGCCACAACACCAAAAGUCAAAACAACCUCGCCUACGACAGAGGCCACAACACCAAAAGUCAUAACGACCACGUCUACGACAGAGGCCACAACACCAAAAGUUAUAACGACCACGUCUACGACAGAGGCCACAACACCAAGAGUUAUAACGACCUCGUCUACGACAGAGACCAUAACACCAAGAGUUAUAACGACUACGUCUACGACAGAGGCCACAACACCAAAAGCCACAACACCAAAAGUCAUAACGACCUCGUCUACGACAGAGGCCACAACACCAAAGGUCAUAACGAUCUCGUCUACGACAGAGGCCGCAACACCAAAAGUCAUAACAACCAUGUCUACGACAGAGGUCACAACAGCAAGAGUUAUAACGAUCCCGUCUACGACAGAGGCCACAACACCAAAAGUCAUAAAGACAACGUCUACUACAGAGGUCACAACACCAAAAGUCAUAACGACCACAUCCACGACAGAGGCCACAACACCAAAAGUCAUAACUACCAAGACUACGACAGAGGCCACAACACCAAAAGUUAUAACGAUCCCGUCUACGACAGAGGCCACAACGCUUAAAGUCAUAACAACCACGUCUACGACAGAGGCCACAACACCAAAAGUCAUAAAGACCUCGUCUACGACAGAGGCCACAACACCAAAAGUUAUAACGACCAAGUCUACGACAGAGGCCAAAACACCAAAAGUCAUAACGACCACGUCUACGACAAAGGCCACAGAACGAAAAGUCAUAACGAUCCCGUCUACUACAGAGGCCACAACACCAAAAGUCAUCACGACCACGUCUACGACAGAAGCCACAUCACCAAAAGUCAUAUCGACCACGUCUACGACAGAGGCCACAACACCAAAAGUCAUAACAACCACGUCUACUACAGAGGUCACAACACCAAAAGUCAUAUCGACCUCAUCCACGAUAGAGACCACAACACCAAAAGUCAUAACUACCACGACUACGACAGAGGCCACAACACCAAAAGUCAUAAAGACCUUGUCUACGACAGAAGCCACAUCACCAAAAUUCAUAUCGACCACGUCUACGACAGAGGCCACAACACCAAAAGUCAUAACGAUCCCGUCUACGUCAGAAGCCACACCAUCAAAAUUCAUAACGAUCACGUCUACGACAGAGACCACAGAACCAAAAGUCAUAACGACCACGUCUACGACAGAGGCCACAACACCAAACGUUAUAACGAUCCCGUCUACGCCAGAGGCCACACCACCAAAAGCCAUAAAGACCUUGUCAACGACAGAAGCCACACCAUCAAAACUCAUAACGAUCACGUCUACGACAGGGACCACAGAACCAAAAAUCAUAACGACCACGUCCACGACAGAGGCCACAAUACCAAAAGUAAUAACUACCACGACUACGACAGAGGCCACAACACCAAAAGUUAUAGCGAUCUCAUCUACAACAGAGGCCUCAACACCAAGAGUUAUAACGACUUCGUCUACGACAGAGGCCACAACACCAAAAGUCAUCACGACCACGUCUACGACAGAGGCCACAAUACCAAAAGUAAUAACUACCACGACUACGACAGAGGCCACAACACCAAAAGUCAUAAAGACCACGUCUACUACAGAGGUCACAACACCAAAAGUCAUAACAACCACGUCUACAACAGAGGCCACAACACCAAAAGUCAUAACGACCUCGUCUACGACAGAGGUCACAACACCAAAAGUCAUAACAACCACGUCUACGACAGAGGCCACAACACCAAGAGUCAUAACGACCAAGUCUACGACAGAGGCCAAAAUACCAACAAUCAUAACGACCAUGUCUACGACAGAGGCCACAACACCAAAAGCCAUAACGAUCUCGUCUACAACAGAGGCCACAACACCAAGAGUUAUAGCGACCAAGUCUACGACAGAGGCCACAACACCAAAAGUCAUAAAGACCACGUCUACUACAGAGGCCACAACACCAAAAGUCAUAACGAUCACGUCUACGACAGAGGCCACAACACCAAGAGUCAUAACGACCAAGUCUACGACAGAGGCCAAAAUACCAACAAUCAUAACGACCAAGUCUACGACAGAGGCCAAAAUACCAACAAUCAUAACGACCAUGUCUACGACAGAGGCCACAACACCAAAAGUCAUAACGAUCUCGUCUACAACAGAGGCCACAACACCAAGAGUUAUAGCGACCAAGUCUACGACAGAGGCCACAACACCAAAAGUCAUACCGACCACGUCUACGACAGAGGCCAAAAUACCAACAAUCAUAACGACCAAGUCUACGACAGAGGCCAAAAUACCAACAAUCAUAACGACCAUGUCUACGACAGAGGCCACAACACCAGCAAUCAUAACGACCAAGUCUACGACAGAGGCCAAAAUACCAACAAUCAUAACGACCUCGACUACGACAGAGGCCACAACAGCAAUCAUAACGACCACCUCUACGACAGAGGCCACAACACCACAAAUCAUCACAACCACGUCUACGACAGAAGCAACCACACCACAAACUACCACGUCUACGAAAGAGGCCACAAAACCAGCAAUCAUAACGACCAAGUCUAUAACAGAGGCCACAACACCAAAUGUCAGAACGACCACGUCUACGACAGAAGCCACAACACCAAAAGUCAUAACGACCAAGUCUACAACAGAGGCAACAUUACCAAAAAUACAAACGGCAAAGCCUACAACAGAGGUCACGACCCCAAAUAUACGAUCAACAUCUUGGAUAACUGCAGGGAAAAUACCAAGGAUACAUAAAACAACGUCUACCACAGCGACAGAAAGACCAAAAGUACAAACAAGUACGUCUACCACAAAGGCCACAAUACCAGGAAUAAAUACGAACAUAUCGGCAAUAGAAACAACAAAACCGCCAGUACAAACAACUACGUCGUCUGCAGUAGAGGUACAAACCCUAGGAUUACUUACGACCAAGUUUACAACAAAGGCCACACCACAAGAAAUACAAGCCGACAUGUCAACAACAAAGGAAAGACUAACAAGACAACAAACCACUAAAGUGGAACCAAAACAACACAUGACCUUUGCAACAGAGGCCACCACACCUGGUUUAAUUAGGACUGCAUCUAAAACAGAGGCAGCAACAUCAACAAUGAAAAUGACCAUAAGUAGAAAAGAUGCCACAACAUCAAGAAUGCAAACGUCGAAAUCUACCAAAGGUACCACAACACCGGACUCAGCAGAAACGCCUUUUAAAACCAAGAGGGUCAUGUCCGUUCGGUUAAUAUGCCUUCCUUCUACCACAAAAGGUACUACUCCCGUUGGGAUAAGAUGUUUCACAUCCACUGAAAGUACUAAACCGUCUGGAACAGAAAUUCCUACGACAACAUUAGGUACCACCUCCGGUGACAUACGAUGCUUCACGUCUAGUUCCACAGACGGUACCACUUCGACUGAAACAGAAGUUCCUACUACUACAACAGAAGGUACUACUUUCGAUAGAGUAAGAUGCUUCACAACAACCUCCACAGACGGUACGACUUUAACUGGAACAGAAAUCCCUUCUACAACAGGAGGUUCUACUUUCGAUGGCGUAAGAUGCUUCACAACCACUUCUACAGACGGUACCACUUCCGCUGGAACAGAAAUCCCUACUACAACAGAAGGUACUACUUUCGAUAGAGUAAGAUGCUUCACAACAACCUCCACAGACGGUACGACUUUAACUGGAACAGAAAUCCCUACUACAACAGGAGGUUCUACUUUCGAUGGCGUAAGAUGCUUCACAACCACUUCUACAGACGGUACCACUUCCGCUGGAACAGAAAUCCCUACUACAACAGAAGGUACUACUUUCGAUGACGUAAGAUGCUUCACAACCACUUCUACAGAAAGUACCACUUCCGCUGGAACAGAAAUCCCUACUACAACAGAAGGUUCUAGUUUCAAUAGAGUAAGAUGCUUCACAACCACUUCUACAGUCAGACCCACUUCCACUGGAACAGAAAUUCCUACGACAACAGGAGGUACUACUUCCGGUGACAUACGAUGCUUCACGUCUAGAUCCACAGACGGUACCACUUCGACUGAAACUGAAGUUCCUACUUCAACAGAAGGUACUACUUUCGAUGGCGUAAGAUGCUUCACAACCACUUCUACAGACGGUACCACUUCCGCUGGAACAGAAAUCCCUACUACAACAGAAGGUACUACUUUCGAUGGCGUAAGAUGCUUCACGACCACUUCCACAGACGGUACCACUUCCGAUGGAACAGAAAUCCCUACGACAACAGGAGGUACUACUUCCGGUGACAUACGGUGCUUCACUUCUAGUUCUACAGACGGUACCACUUCGACUGAAACUGAAGUUCCUACUACAACAGAAGGUACUACUUUCGAUAGCGUAAGAUGCUUCACAACAGCCUCCAUAGACGGUACGACUUCAAUUGGAACAGAAAUCCCUACUUCAACAGGAGGUACAACUUUCGAUGGCGUAAGAUGCUUCACAACCACUUCCACCGACGGUACCACUUCCGCUGGAACAGAAAUCCCUACAUCAACAGGAGGUUCUACUUUCGAUGGAGUAAGAUGUUUCAUAUCUCCUUCCACAGAAAGUUCAACUGAAACCGAAUUUCCGAUCACAUCGACUACUGAAAGCAACAAAUCUGUUGAAGAUACAACUACAGAGGGUACCAUCACUGAUGGUAUUGAUACUGCAUCACAAGCACCAGACACUCUUGAGAAUAUCCCUUCGUUUGAGAGGGAAAACCUAACCGCAUCUACUGCAGAAAGUACAGCUUCCACUGAUAGCUUCCCUGCCGACGACGACGACGGAAAAGUCUACGUCAUUAUUGAAGGAGCGGGUAUAGUGUUCUUGGUAUUAUCGCGUUAUUAA